GUGUGUUUAUGUAUCUUAAUAGGGAUAUGAAAGGAACUGAGUUUUUUACUGACUAUAUUAUUGGCAGUUGUGAAAGUUACUGCAGUCAAAAUCUGUGCUAAUGUGUAUUUAGUGUUGUCAUGUGUGUUUUAGGAGGGCACUAUGUAGGCUACUGAAGAGUCUGAAUAAAUGUACAGGAUCCAGGAUUCAUAUUCUGAUGAAGAAUAAUAUGGAAAUUGUCAGUAUUCUUCUAGGGCUUAAUGACUUUGUCAGUAUGCUAUUGGAAAAUGUCACUGAAUUUGAAAUCAUACCAGAAGGAAGAUGGAUCACUAAAUUAGUUCGUUUGCUAAAAGGAAAUACAACAACACUGGUACCUGGGGAAGAAAGUCCUCAAGUGUGA
Ochotona princeps (American pika) is the source of this 379-nucleotide messenger RNA. RefSeq names its product U6 snRNA-associated Sm-like protein LSm5. Gene Ontology annotation, molecular function: RNA binding. Lineage: Eukaryota; Metazoa; Chordata; Mammalia; Lagomorpha; Ochotonidae. The record is from RefSeq and is a predicted model, not a curated record. Gene Ontology annotation, biological process: mRNA splicing, via spliceosome. Gene Ontology annotation, cellular component: U4/U6 x U5 tri-snRNP complex; Lsm1-7-Pat1 complex; U6 snRNP.